AUGAGCCCGAUGGCGGCUUGGGAGUGGGUUGACGCAGGCGUGGAAUUCGGAAGGCGGACGAAUUCUCACUCACCGACACUUACCUUCGUCCAAGCUUCGGGUUGCGGCAAGAGCCGAUUAGUACGAGAAAUGUGCCUUACCAAGCCGCUGAUCUAUCUAUCGUGUGCGGCCAAAGGAACCCGUUCCUAUCCCCGACGGAGUCAGUUGCUUGAAUCUCUCGAAGUCAAUAAUCGGUUAUCACUCAAAAGUGUUGUGUUGUCAACGGCAUGCUGGGCGGAGAAGCAGCAAUGCGGCGGCGAAGAUUGGAGACGAUUGUUGUGGGAGACCCAGGCGGAUAAGUCGCAUUUAAUCGAACCGGCUUGGGACGAGGACGCCGACUGGUUAUCGGCCGUAAUGCGCUGCCGUCAGGCUCUACGCCUGGCGGAACAUGAUACGUUACUGAUUGUUUGUGAUGAAGCUCGAACACUGCUACCCAAUGAGCUGUUCCGCAAGUUGCGUCGCGAGGUUGCGGAAUUGCGGACUAAUAGGAGAACUCGGUUGGCGUGGUUGUGCCUGGACACCUGCGGCCGGUUGAGCAACUUCUCACCCACUGCUCAUAAUGACCCGUCCCUAAGGCCUAUGGGUGGUCCAGGAAGUCAACUCUUCCCACCCAACUUUACUUUCACGUCGCCUCUGGCCCGCUGCAAGUGUUACAGCCGCUUGUCCGAGGCUACUACUUCGCAUGCUUUGGGCGCUAUCGGGCGGCCUUUGUGGUGGAGUUUGGCGGACUUUGAGGAGACCAACAGGAACGCUUUUGUGCGGGAGAAGAUCAUGGGGGGCGCGACUGUUUCUGUUGAAAGGUUGUCGCAGCCUGUAGUCAUUGCCGCGCUGCUGGCGUGCACGAGUUGGUCGAUCGUGCCCCGGCGGAUUCUAGGUGAAAAUCUGGUCGCGUCCCAUAUGGCCAUCAUGAGUUUCUGCGAGUCAGACAGGGAGACGGUGCAUUUGGGGUCUGCAUCAGAGCCGUUCCUGGCCGCGGGUGCUGUCAGCUUGCUGUUUGAGCGUGAUGCCUGGUUUGAAACCAGUUUGCGCCUUAUAUCCGAUGCCUUAUCAACGGGCCUCGAAUCCAAGGGCACAGUCGGCGAGCUCGUUUGCAAUAUGCUGUUGCUGUUCUGCAGAUGCAAAGUCGAAUGGCGAAGCUUGUUCGAGCCUUUGUCUGUGACGACUUUCAUGGCGAAGUUAUGGCCUCCUGGUUUGGUUGCUGAGGCUGAAGAAGACGAGGAGUGGCGUCAUGUUGCUCAGGAUUUCACGUUAGCAUUCUCCGGCACUAUUCUGGCGCAGCGCGCUGUGAACUCACGCUAUCUACAUACAUCAUUACUCAACAAUUCGAUCAUUGCCGCGUGCGACAAUCAGCCCCUCUACGACUUUGUGCUCCCGGUGGUCCGAGGGGAUUCUCUUAGUGAAGAAACCAUCACUGGAAUCCCCGUGCAAAUUAAGAAUCAGCAAAGUAGUAGCAUCCAAGGUGAGUUAACGGAUUCGGAUAAGAGAAUAUACGAAGCAGGUGUCGAGGUGUCCGGGGAUAGUGAUCUAUCACUACUGAAGCACGGUGUCGUGGUUGGUAUGAAGAUGAAACAGGCUGCCUUUGCGAAAAGGUCGCCGUUGCUACUGGUGUGUCACUUUGGCAUCAACAAGACUAGCUUUUGGUUCGGGAAAAUAUCUGAUGCACAGUACCUUGCUGUAAUCAAUCCUGUUGGCUCGUCCGCUGUAAUGUCAGCCGGUGCUUCCGAAGACAUAAUUCGAGGGCUCGAGCGAGUGUUGGCGACCCGUAUUACGUCGGAUGCAGUGCUAGACAAAUU
Gregarina niphandrodes is the source of this 1832-nucleotide messenger RNA. RefSeq lists its product as hypothetical. NCBI's taxonomy places the organism in Eukaryota, Apicomplexa, Conoidasida, Eugregarinorida, Gregarinidae. The record is from RefSeq and is a predicted model, not a curated record. The annotation marks the transcript as partial. The transcript has a single exon.